AUGGCUGGUCUUAGAAGGAUAGAAUUUGUUCAAUCACAAAAAGGUUCACCACAAGUAAUAUUGGAUGGAUUUUUAUUUGCAAAGAAUCGCACCAGAGGGGAAAGUGUUCACUGGAGAUGCGUGACAAAAACGUGUACCGGGAAAUGCACCACUGUCGGCGAAUUUGUACGGAACACAUCGGAACACAACCAUCUUCCAAAUGAUCCGAAUGUUGCUCGGUUUAUCAGCAUACUGCGGAAGCGAGCAAGAGAAGAAACAACACCUAUGCAGCAAAUAUACAAUGACGAGGUUGCAAAGCAAGCAUUAGAAACUGUUCCUCAUUUGCCUUCCUUUCCCAGUAUGAGCAGUGCACUGUACAGACAGAGACGAGUUCUGAUACCUGCCCUACCACAGACUAGAGCCGAUGUCAUCCUAGAAGAACCAUGGACACAGACAAAUGACGGAAGACGCUACCUGUUAUUUAGCGAUGGAAAUGAAGAUAACAUGCUUGUGUUCUCUACAGAUGAGCAAAUCGUAACUCUACAGGCUGCAGAAUCCAUUUUUAUGGACGGAACUUUCUCUUCUUGUCCAGCAUUGUGGAACCAAUUAUACAUCAUACAUGCUAUGGACGGAACCACUAUGUAUCCCCUUGUGUUUGCUCUUCUUCCCGAUAAACAGAGGAUAACAUACAUUAGACUGUUCAGUUUGUUGAAAAAUGAAGUUCAACAAUUAUUAAACCAACCCCUUGCUCCAAGUAAAGUUCAGACUGAUUUUGAGAUGGCUGCAAUCCAGGCAGUUGAGACGGAGUUUCCGCAAGCUGAAGUAAAAGGGUGCUUUUUUCACUUUACACAGGCCAUUUGGAGGAAAACUCAAGAACUGGGUCUUGCUGUUUUGUACAAAGAAGAUCCAGCUGUACAGACAUGGAUUCGGAGGGCUGCUGGACUACCACUUUUGCCCAUUGCACAAGUACAGGGUGCAUGGUUAGAAGCCAUGAAUGACGGACCUGAUGUUCCACAGGCGGAGGCAUUUAAUGAUUAUGUUGUUUUAACAUGGGUAGACGAUGACUCCAGAUUCCCUUUGAUUAUAUGGAACCAUCAUCUGACCACUGGCCCAAGAACAAAUAAUAAUCUGGAGGGAUUUCAUUCCAGAAUGAAUCGUUCAAUCCAAGUUCAUCAUCCAAACAUAUACCGAUUUGUAGAAUUAAUCAAAGGAAUAGAGACCUCCGAACGUGCUAAAUUGAGACAGAUAAACUUUGGAGCUGCCCCACCACCAAGAAAGAGAGUGUAUAAGCAGAAUGAAAAUAGAAUCGUGAGAUUGAAGGCGCAACUAACCCUUGAACAGAAAACGCCCAUUCAGUUCUUGGAUGCCGUUGGACAUCUGUUAAAAUUAGUAUAA
Messenger RNA from Gigantopelta aegis, 1374 nucleotides. RefSeq lists its product as uncharacterized. The transcript has a single exon. The coding region runs from base 1 to 1374 and encodes 457 amino acids. The record is from RefSeq and is a predicted model, not a curated record. NCBI's taxonomy places the organism in Eukaryota, Metazoa, Mollusca, Gastropoda, Neomphalida, Peltospiridae.